Molecule: messenger RNA, 378 nt
Organism: Stylonychia lemnae
Lineage: Eukaryota; Ciliophora; Spirotrichea; Sporadotrichida; Oxytrichidae
Source: the annotation of a GenBank genome assembly
AUGAGCGGUUCAAGCAAAAUUUGCCAAAAAAACAACUCCAACUGCGACUAUUCAAUAUUCAGAUGCAAAUAUUGCAAAGAAGUUUGGCCAAAAUGCUUAAAAAUUAUGGUAUUCAAAGUCACUAAACUCAGAAUAUAGCAGAGAUCCAGAAAUUAAAGAAUUUAACAAAGGAUUCGAUUCAAAUUGAUACUUUUCUAAAUGUACAAGGACAAGGAAACAAUCAGAAUUUUUCAAGAGAAUAACCAUUUUAAAAGAGCAAAGAUGAAUGGUGAUGAUUAUGCUAAUAAAGAAGAUAAGAAUGUUUCAACAAGAUAUCAAAAGUACAUGCAAGCAAAAUAGGAUUAGUGGCAAGAAAGAACAAAGCCAAAUAGAAAUUGA